Molecule: messenger RNA, 949 nt
Organism: Paramecium pentaurelia
Lineage: Eukaryota; Ciliophora; Oligohymenophorea; Peniculida; Parameciidae
Source: the annotation of a GenBank genome assembly
AUGUUAUUGUCCUAUUACUAAAAAGUUAAGCCUCUUAUAGCUGCUCAUAGAGGAUUAUCCAGUCUUUACCCAGGUAUUUUAUAACUUAAACGUAGAAAAUACAUUAGAAGGAUUUAAAUCUGCACUCUAAUUUUCUGAUUUUAUUGAAUUAGAUGUCGUUUUAAACAAAGAUGGACUACCUGUAGUUUGUCAUGAUGCUUUUUUAAGUUUAGUAAGUGAUGUUAAAAAUCAUAAUAAAUUUGAAAAUCGAAAACAGUCUAGAAUUCUAUAAGAUAAAGAAAAAUCAGAUUGGUGGAUUUCUGAUUUCACUUUUGAAGAAUUGAAAGAAUUACAUUUGAGUUAAUGUAUUAAUAAUCGUAAAAGUGAAUAUGAUGGACAUCUUUAAAUACCUUCUUUAAAAGAAAUAUUUGAGUAUUUUUUGAAGUAUAAUUAAAACACUGACAAUAAGAAAGGAAUCCUUUUAGAAAUUAAAGAUUUCGAAUAUCAUUACAAAUACUGUAAUAUUAAUAUUGCUGAAAUUAUACAUAACUUUUUAUAAGAAUAAGGUUUAAGUACACUUAAUGAAUGCUCUUAAAAAUUACCAAUAGUGAUUAUGGCAUUUGAUAAAUAAGUUCUGUAAUAUUUUAGUGCACGUUCUGAUCUUCCUUUAGCAUAAUUGGUUUGGUUUGAAGAUAAAAAUAUUCCAACGAUAACUGAAAUUGUUCAAUAUGCUAAAAUAGUUGGUUUAGAUUUAAGAUUAGUUUGGUAAAAUAAUUAAACUCAUGAAUAUUAUAAUGAGGCUAAAAAGAAUGGUUUAAUUAUAUAUGGAUGGACAUUUUAAGAUGAUAAUGAAGAUAUCAAGAAAUUAUUUGAUGAAUAAGACAUAGGUAAAAUAUAUUAAAGGAGUAGCACAUUGCUUUAAGGAAUUAUAACAGAAUUUCCUUAAGAAGCAGUAAAAUUCAUCCUUUGA